UCGUAUCAUGUCGCGACAGAAGAAUCAAAAUUACAAGGGCCAUGGAUUGCCAAAGGGAAAAGAGCGAGAGCAGAGAGCAUCAAUCCGGUUCAAGACCACUCUUAUGAAUACUCUCAUGGAUGUCCUUCACCACAGGCCAGGAUGGGUGGAAGUAAAGGAUGAAGGGGAAUGGGAUUUCUACUGGUGCGAUGUCAGCUGGCUCCGGGAGAAUUUCGACCACACCUACAUGGAUGAGCACGUGCGGAUCAGUCACUUCCGAAACCACUACGAGCUGACCCGCAAGAACUAUAUGGUGAAGAACCUGAAGCGCUUCCGGAAACAGCUGGAGCGCGAGGCGGGAAAGCUGGAGGCAGCCAAGUGCGACUUCUUCCCCCAAACCUUUGAGAUGCCCUGCGAGUACCAUCUGUUUGUGGAGGAGUUUCGCAAAAACCCAGGAAUCACCUGGAUCAUGAAGCCUGUAGCCCGGUCGCAGGGGAAGGGCAUCUUCCUCUUCCGGAGGCUGAAGGACAUCAUGGACUGGAAGAAGGGCACCGCUGGGAAGAAGCUCACCAGCUUGGAGGCUCAGCCAGCUCGGAGUGCUGUCAACCCCUCUGGCAGCCACGACACAAGAAGUUCUGAUGACCAGAAAGAUGAUAUUCCCGUGGAGAACUAUGUAGCUCAGCGUUACAUUGAAAAUCCCUACCUGAUAGGAGGCCGCAAGUUUGACCUGCGUGUCUACGUGCUGGUGAUGUCGUACAUGCCGCUGCGAGCCUGGCUGUACCGGGACGGCUUCGCCCGAUUCUCCAACACCCGCUUCACACUGAACAGCAUUGAUGACCAGUAUGUUCACCUCACCAAUGUCGCCGUGCAAAAGAUGUCUCCCGACUACCACCCAAAGAAGGGCUGCAAGUGGAUGCUGCAGCGCUUCCGGCAGUAUCUGGCGUCCAAGCACGGGCCCGAGGCAGUGGAGACGCUCUUCAGUGACAUGGACAACAUCUUCAUCAGAAGCCUGCAGAGCGUGCAGAAGGUGAUCAUCAGCGACAAGCACUGCUUCGAGCUGUAUGGCUAUGACAUCCUCAUAGACCAGGACCUCAAGCCGUGGCUCCUGGAGGUCAAUGCAUCCCCAUCACUGACAGCCAGCAGCCAGGAAGACUAUGAGCUCAAGACCUGCCUCCUGGAAGACACCCUGCACGUCGUGGACAUGGAGGCCAGACUCACGGGAAGGGAGAAGCGAGUGGGAGGCUUCGACCUCAUGUGGAACAAUGGCCCUGUCAGCAGAGAAGAUGGGGCUCAUGACCUGUCAGGGACGGGGAACUUUGUGACCAACACGCACCUUGGCUGCGUCAAUGAUCGGAAAAAACAGCUGAGGCAGCUGUUCCGCUCCCUUCAAGGCCAGAAGAAAACUCCCAACUAAUCCCCAGCGCGGAGGAGAGCGACCCGGGGAGGUGCCACACCAGUCCUCU
Balaenoptera ricei (Rice's whale) is the source of this 1442-nucleotide messenger RNA. It is a transcript of the gene TTLL9, whose product is annotated as tubulin tyrosine ligase like 9. NCBI's taxonomy places the organism in Eukaryota, Metazoa, Chordata, Mammalia, Artiodactyla, Balaenopteridae. The record is from RefSeq and is a predicted model, not a curated record. Gene Ontology annotation, cellular component: cilium. The coding region runs from base 8 to 1393 and encodes 461 amino acids. The transcript has 15 exons. Gene Ontology annotation, molecular function: tubulin binding; tubulin-glutamic acid ligase activity; ATP binding. Gene Ontology annotation, biological process: microtubule cytoskeleton organization; protein polyglutamylation.